Synchiropus splendidus (mandarinfish) is the source of this 2952-nucleotide messenger RNA. It is a transcript of the gene grnb, whose product is annotated as granulin b. Bases 166 to 2610 code for a protein of 814 amino acids. Gene Ontology annotation, cellular component: extracellular region. The transcript has 17 exons. The record is from RefSeq and is a predicted model, not a curated record. Lineage: Eukaryota; Metazoa; Chordata; Actinopteri; Syngnathiformes; Callionymidae.
CACAUGAGACAGUCAUGUGGUUCAGGACCGAUAGUUAAAAUAUUCAGUAUUUCCGGACAUUUCCUAAACACACUGGGGUCAACACAUACUGAAUAAAUCAAGAGGGUUGUGAGAGGAGCAUGGAACAAGGAGUGUGCUUUUGAAAAAUCCCGUUUCAACUAAACAAUGAUGAGCCGCGUGUGGAUUCUUGGUCUGGCUCUGCUGGGCCUGAGCUCAGCGCUCAUCUGUCCAGAUGGAGGGAUGUGUGAGGACAGAGACACUUGCUGCAAGAACUCAGAGGGACGUUACGCCUGCUGUCCUCUGUCGCAUGCCGAGUGCUGCUCAGAUCAUCUUCACUGUUGCUAUGAGGGCACAGUUUGUGAUCUGGAACAUGCCCGCUGUGUUAACAAAAGUGUCUCCCUUCCCUGGGUGAUGCGUGUACCUGCCAAGCAGGUCCAACUGGACCAUGAGCUGAGCAAGGGAGUGAAGGCCAUCAUUUGUCCCAACCUGGAGUCCGUGUGUCCGGAGGACACCACUUGCUGCCAGCUUCCUGACCAUUCGUGGGGCUGCUGCCCGUUCCCCAUGGCCGUUUGCUGCAGUGACAAACUGCACUGUUGCCCUGGGGGAACAGAGUGUGAUCUGGCCCACUCCUUGUGCAUGAGUGACACUCGAGAAUCCGUCCCGCUGUUCAAGAAGUUCCCGGCAAAGAGCAGAAGAAAACAACCAGCUUCUACUGUUGGUUCGGUCUUGUGUCCUGGUGGUCAUAGCAGCUGUCCAGAAGGUCACACGUGUUGUCAACUCCCCACUGGAGACAGUGGCUGCUGCCCCUACCCAGAAGCCACCUGCUGCAGCGAUCACCUCCACUGUUGCCCUAACAACAUGCAGUGUAACUUGCAGAAGCUGCAGUGCUUCUCUGGCGACGUUCAUAUUCCCAUGGUGGAGAAGAUCCCAGCACUGCGCAGUAACAGGAAGUGUCCUGAUAAGAAGUCUUCCUGCCCUGACCAGGCCACCUGCUGUAGGAUGCAGAAUCGUACGUACGGCUGCUGCCCGAUGCCAGACGCCGUGUGCUGUUCAGAUCACAUCCACUGCUGUCCGACGGGAACCGAGUGUGACCUGGCCCAUGGCGCUUGUGUCUCCCCCGACCCCUUGACCCUCGCUUCGUCUGGGACUCAGCUGACGCUUCUACAAACUGAUGCUGUCAAAGUGCAUUGCGACCUGAGGUGGUCCUGCAGUGAUGGUCACACCUGCUGUAGAACACCUGAAGGUGAAUGGUCCUGCUGCCCCAUCUCAGAGGCCGUCUGCUGUGAAGACCACCUCCACUGCUGUCCUCAUGGAUCCGUGUGUAACCUGGCUACCUCCACCUGUGACAACCCCUCAGGGGUGGCAAUCGUACCGUUCCUCACAAGCGUGCCAGCACACUCUCUGCUCGGGGUCAACACUAAGUGUGAUGAAAGCGUUUCCUGUCCCGGGAAGUCUUCCUGCUGCAAGACAGUCUCGGGAAAGUGGGGCUGCUGCCCACUGCACGAGGCCGUCUGCUGUGACGACCACAUCCACUGUUGUCCUCAUGGAACCAUCUGCAACAUACAAGCCCAAACCUGUGAUGACCCGGCUGGUGUACAUGAAUCUCAAGUCUGGGCGACCAAAUUAGAUGGUCUGACCACUGAACCGGAUCAGGAUUGUGAUGAGCAGACUCGGUGUCGAGGAGGAACCACCUGCUGCAAAGGGGCUUCUGGGCAGUGGGCGUGCUGCCCCCUGAGUAAGGCUGUUUGCUGCAGUGACGGUGAGCACUGCUGUCCGAAUGGCUUCAAGUGCAACAUGAAAGAAAAAACCUGCAACAAAGAGGGAGAGGUGACUUUCCCGUGGGUCCGGAAGACGCCUGCACUGAGAAAAGUGUCCAGCUUGGUUGCUGUCACAGCAGCCAACUCUCCCCGAAACAACUGCGAUGGUCAGACCAGCUGCCCCAAGGAGACAACCUGCUGCUUCAUGGAGAGGACUCAGAAGUGGGGCUGCUGCCCGCUGCCUCAGGCGGUCUGCUGUGAGGAUGGAAACCACUGCUGUCCUCGUGGUCACGCCUGCCUUCCACAUCGCUCGUCCUGCUCCAAAGGUCCCCACCUCAUCCCGUGGUUCACCAAAAUCGCUGCCACCACGGAAGCCAGCGACGUUUCGGACGUGCCGUGCGACAAACACACCAGCUGUGCAGCCGGAACCACCUGCUGCAAGCUGCAGACCGGGGAGUGGGGCUGCUGCCCACUGGUCAAGGCGGUCUGUUGCGCAGACCACCAGCACUGCUGCCCACAGGGCUACAAUUGCAACAUGCAGACUGGAACCUGUGAGAAGAAGACGUACCACGAGGGCCGCCAAUCGCUGUCCAUGACCAAAGUUCUUGCCAACCAGGACACACUUGUACCAUGUGACCACUCCGGGAACUUCCACUGCCCCCUGCAGGAGACUUGCUGUCAGAUAUCAGACUCGGAGUGGAAGUGCUGCCCCUCCCCCAAGGCCGUCUGUUGCGCCAACUCUCGCAGCUGCUGUCCGGCAGGAUUCGCCUGUGAUGUGGAGGCGGGGAGCUGCCGCCAGCUGACUCCUCGCACCUGGCACUAUUGGUCUCAGGACAAAAAGUCAAACUUGUAACUCCAGUUACAAGUUCAAGCUUUGUACUUUAAUGUAUCUUUGGGAUUUUGCACAUAUUGUAGGACGUUACAGGUACUGCUUCUUUGCCACAUCUGCUACGAACGAGGUCACUGUGCUGUGGUUUCAUCUAAUGGAGGCCACCUUGAUCCCUGAAGAUCUUUCUAGCUGUUGGCUUGACUCCCUGGCAAACCCUCGACCCCGAAUGUCUCUGCCUUCUUAAAAAGUUCCAACAUGGAGAAUGAGGCUUUAGUUUUUUUUUCUUUCUGUUGUGGUUUUCUUUUUGUUGUGAAAAAUGAAACUUGAAGGAUUCAAUAAAUUUAAAAAAAUAUUACAAACAUUCAA